Molecule: messenger RNA, 3933 nt
Organism: Ictalurus punctatus (channel catfish)
Lineage: Eukaryota; Metazoa; Chordata; Actinopteri; Siluriformes; Ictaluridae
Gene: atoh1b
Product: atonal bHLH transcription factor 1b
Exons: 1
Coding region: 577-1272 (231 amino acids)
Molecular function (GO): protein dimerization activity
Source: RefSeq, a predicted model, not a curated record
AGAACAAUUGCCUUCCUAAAGUGUCAAAACCACAAGUCCUCCUUUCGUCUGUGGGCGUGGGAGGAACUUUUCCUAUUGGCCCUGAAACACCCGACUGUAGCUCCGUUGGGAGGAGGGUCCACUCUGAAUGGGUACUAAAGGAGCAAUCAAGGCACCUGGAUGCAGGCCGGAAGUGUCUCCACGUCUGAUGUUAGAUCAGAGUAGAUGCACCAUCCUUAAAGAUCUUUCAGUCUUCAGCUGAGGAGGUUUUUUAAACUCAUAGAAGAAUUGCUUGGAUUUCGAAAAGGCAGUUUGAGGAGGCGAAACUUCAAGUAUCAAGGACUUCUGCUUCACCUGCAAACUUCUGAAUCACUUUUUUUUAUUUUUUCCCCCGCCUUCAUUUAACUCAAAAUAGACGUGUUGGGAUUUCUAAAAAAAAGUGCCUUUUGGAGAGCAUCAAGGAUUUUUGUUCCAUAUUUAAAUAUUUUGAAAUUAUUUUUCCUUGCUUUACCAAAAAGAAAGAAAGAAAAAACAUAAUUGCUGGAAUUAAUACAACUGACCCACAUUUUAUUUUCCACCAAGUCUUAUAUUCUGACCAUGAUGGCCAAUGCUGAAGUUUUGACUUGGUCGGAAGCGCACGUGCCAAAACGCCUGCAGGACAUCCCCCAGUCCGAGCGCGCGACGCUGACCCGCAGUGACCCGCGGGGCUGGAUGAGCGCGCACGCGCAUGCACCCGCCGCGGCCCGUCCCGGUCACUACGCAUUACGCGCCUCGCCGGACGUUACUCCGGACACCUCGCCGGACCCUGUCGCCGCCGUUGACCCUAAAGAGCACUCUCUGGGCGCCGCGCACAGGCACCGGCGAGUCGCGGCGAACGCGCGCGAGCGGCGGCGCAUGCACGGCCUGAACCGCGCGUUCGACCGCCUGCGCAGCGUCAUCCCGUCGCUGGAGAACGACAAAAAGCUGUCCAAGUACGACACGCUGCAGAUGGCGCAGAUCUACAUCGCCGAGCUGUCCGAUCUGCUCGAGGGUGUGGCUGCGCGUGGUACCGGGGACGCAUCGCGCGCGCGCCGGUGCUUCCAGACGCCUUGCACCGGGUACGCCGUGGACGCCAAGAUGACGACGACGACGACGACGCCAUCCGCCGCUCCAGUGACCGAAGGACACGUGCUGAUCCUAUCCGCACCCUCAGCUCACUUUGAUCCCGAAAAAAUGGAGCUUGCGGCGUCCAACGGCAGUGACGGAGAGUCUUCCCACUGCAGUGAUGCCGAGGAAGGACACACGGGAACUUAGUGAGCGCCUGAUGGACGGGGAGGGGGGAUUGGGUGGACGAGGACACUAUUUUUUACUAACAAAUUUCCAUAUAUAUGGAAGCUUUCUUUAAGGAGAGUUUUCCGCCAUGCCAUAGGAAAGGCUUCACAACAUUAAGUGUAACUGUAAUGUAAACAGAUAAAAAGUGUGACAUGUAUGACAUAAAUUAAAAUUUGCUGAGCUAUGAAACAAAAGGAUGUGCUGUUAUUGGAAAAUAAUAAACUUUGUGCUGGUAGGAACUCCAUUGUGGAUUAUUUUCCUAUAACAACACACCUCCCAAAUGUUUUAUUCCUUAUAUAAUGUAACUGUUGAUGUGGAUACAGCAGACUUUUCAUUCCUCUGUGUUUCACACUUUAAACUUAACAACAAGCGGAGACUUCUGUCCAGUCUGAGGCUUUGCCCAGCCGAGGCCUUCGUCUGCAGGCUGCAGUAUGACAGUGAGAUUUCUAUCCGUGCCAAUCCUAAAUUUAAAUGAGCGUUUGUUCACAGAUUUUACAUUAUAUCAUUAAUGCAGGGCGUUAUCAGUUAUUGCACUGUAAACACACUUCCCUUUACUUUUAUUGUUCUCAUUUCUUGUCUUCUGUGCAAACAACCACAUCGAUUGUUUUUAUCUGAUGAUCAAGUGUUUACUCAGUGUAAACUAGUUUAAGCUUUGACGAAGGAAGCUCACCUUAACUUUACUUUUAUUUUCUAGCUCUCAUUUCCUAACUGUAAAACCUUUCCUCUAAUUUCUGAUUUCUUUGUUUUCUAUGAGACAUUAUUAAUGAUUAGCCUAUAGCCAAUUUAAAUAAAGAAUCUGUGCAUAGAGUGGACUUCUUAAAAAAAAAAAAAAUUAAUAAAAAUUAAAAAAGGAAAAAAAAGAAGGGACAGAAAAUCCUACAGAAAUAUUUUUUUAGCAUUAGAGUCAGUUUAUUUAUUCUACUAAUAUUAGUAUAUUUAUGACUUCUUGAAAUGUACAAUUGAAGACCAAAACUAAAUAAUGUGGGUUUUUGUUUUGUUUUUAAUAUUUUUUGGUCAAAUUAUCUGAAAGGUGUUCUCCGAUAUACCAGUAUUGUAAAGGCCAAUAACACAGCAAUAAACUUUCACAUGCAAUGUAUUAUUGCAGCCCUAAAAAUAAACCUGCUAUUGUGUGUGGGCUCAUAAAACUAUUAUCUCUGUCUGUGUUUUAGUAGACAUUAAAGGGGACAGAUGCAGUAGAUGUUAAAGUAGCCUGUUGGGGAAAUUAAUAUAAAAAAUGAACUUGAGAUGGCCCACAGAAUGACCUUUACCGUGAAACUCUGCUCUUAUUUUUAAUUUAUUUUAUUUUAUUUUAUUUUUUUGCUUGUCGGGGGCGGGGAAGGGGGGGGGCAAUAGUGCACAAUUAAAGUGCACUAAUUCUGCACUUUAUCACCUGAGCAUUGUGAUCCACAAAUAACUUAAAUCCACUACCAAUGAACCAACUGCUUGCUAUUUAUGUAUGUCAUUUAAUUUUUUUAACCAACCUACCAAUUGUUUAAUAAAAACCUUAAACAGGCAUAACAUUUACUGUUUUAAUGUAUACACCAUUAACAUUCUGUUAUGAUUAAAAUCAAAUAUACAGAUAUUAUAUAUUGUUACAUUAUGUGUAUAUCUUCUGACACACUCAUCAUGUUUAGAUAACCUUAAAUAAUUUUCUUUACAUAUUUUCAAUUUUAUUGCAGUUACUGUAUAGAUAGUGCAAAGGAAGGCUCUAGAUCUAAUCAUGGUAAUUACGGAAAGAGCGUUCCUUGAGUUUGGGGUCAAUCGGUCACUUCUUGGAACCGAAAGUACCUGUUGCACAAUUUGUCAAGUCAAUUUGUCAAUCUUUUGUGAUAACUAGUAAUGAGCAUAGUUAAUAUAGUACUACUCAAAAUGUUCAUUUUCUUUGAUAUGAUAUAUUUUUUAAAAACAACAUAUGACUUAUUGUACAUUCAGAUGUUCUUGGCUCAGUUGGUUGUUUCCAUAAUAGGGUGAAUCACAAGAGCAAUACAGCAAGUUUGUUGGCCAACAGAAGUAAUAGCAAGCGACCCAAGCAGAGCUAGGGGUGCCAAGACUUUAAUACAGCAACACUCAGAAGCUAUUUUAUCAGGCAGAGUGCAAUAAAUAUCUUCUGACAAACUUACUCACAAACCAUUCAUUUCAAUGACAAUGAAACACAGUCCAUAUCUGGCCAUAUCAUACACUGAUGCAUACUUACAUCAGCCAAUUAAAGAUGGACUUAGGUACUGUUUGAUCAUUCACAUCAGUUUUGAGAAACUGAUCAGCUCUAAACACAUAGGAAUGCGUUUUUUGUCAAAUACCUGAACGUGAGUAUAGCUUUACAAUGGUGGAUUUUAUGUUGUUAUCAUAAGGAAUGUAUAAACUUUUUCAUUUAGACUAACAGCGAAUGAAACUUUGACCUACAGUCACUACACUACAGAGCACAGCUGUGUCUGGUAGUCAGAGACAUUAUCAGGACAGUUCUGUCACGAUAGUGUUUUAUCAAUCAUCAGUCUGCACUAUUUCAAGCUCCUUCAUACCAUCCUUCCAUUGGUACCAGAUAAAUCAAAUUGAGACCUGAUAGAAAAAGCAUUUUUGCACGAAACCUUUACAAGCUGGGAAAUCAGAUCCAGGUUGCUUCAAAACUUUCAAAAACACUAGGUUUGG